AUGUCUGCCACUUCUAUGAAAAAGUUCUCCCUAGACAACAUUUCAUCACAAAACCAGCUCAAAUCAUCAAUUCAAAGAUCAAUCAAAACUGCAAUUAUAACUCAAUAUCCAUUACUGUCAGAUGUCAUAGAUUACAUAUUGCCAAAAAAAGGUGCCAUUGUACUUGCAAAGUGUUCAAAUCACAUACAAUUUAUUGUAGUGGAUUCCGUCCCUCUUUUUUUCCAACAACGUGGUAGUCCAUGGUACCCAACAUUAAGACUACUUCAUUUAUACCCAGAUAUGAUGCCUACGAUGCAAGUAGACAAGGGUGCUAUUAAAUAUGUUCUGAAAGGUUCAAACAUCAUGUGUCCUGGUCUAACUUCUCUAGGUGGUAAAAUGGAUUUAGUAAAACCAAAACAAGUGGUCAAAAUCGUUGGAGAAGGAACCUCCUCUGCCUGUGCUAUUGGUUAUACAUUGAUGAGUACUGAUGAAAUUCAGUCUAUUAAUAAAGGUGUAUGUAUUGAAAAUGUUCAUUAUCUGAAUGAUGGUCUCUGGACAAGUCCCAAGUUCUCUUAA
Cryptosporidium muris RN66 is the source of this 555-nucleotide messenger RNA. Its product is annotated as translation machinery-associated protein 20, putative. The transcript has 2 exons. Gene Ontology annotation, molecular function: RNA binding. The coding region runs from base 1 to 555 and encodes 184 amino acids. The record is from RefSeq and is a predicted model, not a curated record. Gene Ontology annotation, biological process: formation of translation preinitiation complex. NCBI's taxonomy places the organism in Eukaryota, Apicomplexa, Conoidasida, Eucoccidiorida, Cryptosporidiidae.